AUGGCUAGCAACGAUGAAGUACGGGGUUCUGGUGAUUGCAACGUCUAUGAGGCGGCAGACGCUUAUUUGAACCUUCUCGACGAGCAACGGUUGUUGCAGGCCCCACCUGUCACAUCCGAGACUGAGACUGACAUCGAGACCGGCGCUGAGACCGAGACCGGCACCGAGACCGACGAAGCCGGUAUAGAACCAAAACCGAAGAGGAUACGAUGCCCAAACCAGCUCAUCACCACUACACUGGUGGUCACGGAGGUGGACUCCGGCAAUUUUGAUGAUGCAGAUGAGGAUGAUGAUGUUGAGGAUGCCGAUGGGCCAGGCAAUGACGACACCGGGCAAGACGAAGAUAUGAUCGAUAAUGGCGGCGGGGAAGAUGCUGGACAUGGCGGAAGAGAAGGGGCCAGACAUGGCAGCGGAGAGAACAUGGACUCCACGCCGCAGAGCUCGUCGGUCGGCCUCGAUGAUGGUACUAACGCCGACAUCGACACUGAUGGCGCCGACACCGAUGGCGGCGCCGAGACCGGCGGGGAAGGUACCGGCGGGGAAGAUACUGGCAGGGAAGGAGAAGCAACACCAGCUUGCAGCCGAAAGCCCUACUUCUCUGAUGAGGCCUGA
This is a messenger RNA of Aegilops tauschii subsp. strangulata, 612 nucleotides long. Lineage: Eukaryota; Viridiplantae; Streptophyta; Magnoliopsida; Poales; Poaceae. The record is from RefSeq and is a predicted model, not a curated record.